UGGGCACGUAUAAAACCAACGUGUCGACUUUGGAAACAUACGUGGCAAAAGAAAAAAGUUCGUAAUUUGUCGACCCGCGGACAAACAAAAUUUAUUUUUGUUUAAUUUUGUAUUUGAUUGAAAGAAGUCUCUGGAAGAUGUCAUUGAACGGAAAUGCAACAGAUUCAUCGUCAUCAACGUCCAGUAUGACUGAAAAUUCGGAUGGACAAAAACAGAACAAUGAGUGGUUUCAUGGAGUUUUGCAGAGACAGGAUGCUGAUGAGCUUCUUGUGAAGCCAGGCUCUUUUUUGCUUCGCGCUAGUGAAGUACAUGGAAAAAUGUCAAUGAUAUUGUCGGUACGUCAUGACGGAAAACUUCACAAUAUUGCGGUCAAUUCGGAUACUGGAGAGAAUUUUUGGUUUGAGGGACAUCGUGAGAAGAGUAUUGAUCAACUUGUUCAAUGGCAUAUGACGACUAGCACACCGAUUACUAAGACAUCCGGAGUCAAACUGAAGUAUCCGAUUGGAAAAGCCGAUUGGAUUAUCAGUCAUGAAAAUGUCAUUUUCAUCAAAAAACUCGGCGAAGGCGCUUUUGGAGAAGUUUCACUUGCUGAAUGUGAGAUUGGAGGAAGAAAAGUGGAAACUGCGGUGAAGACGAUGAGAUGCCAAAUGACAAGAGAUACUCGUGCUGCUUUUAUGAAAGAAGCAAGGCUUAUGAGAAAGUAUUCACAUCCACAUAUUGUUCGGAUUAUUGGUAAGAUAAUCGUCAAACAUCUUCCAAAAGUUGGUUUGGCAGUAGAUGCUCAUCCACUAAUGAUUGUAAUGGAGAUGUGCCCACAUGGAUCACUUCUUUCAUUUCUUCGUAAGAACAAAGGGAAAACGACACUUUCCGAACGUCUUCGUUUUUGUAUUGAAUCAGCCGAUGGUCUUGCAUAUCUUGAGAAAAAACAAUGUCUUCAUCGUGAUAUUGCAGCCAGAAAUUGUUUACUUUCGAUCACCGAUCAAAUUAAAAUUUCGGAUUUUGGUCUUUCGGAUGACAAACGAACUGAAAUGCAUGAUGACACACUCGAUAAGGUACCAGUGAAAUGGUUGGCUCCGGAAGUUAUGCAGGAUAAAUUGUAUUCAUUGAAAAGUGAUGUUUGGGCAUUUGGAGUGCUCAUGUGGGAGAUAUAUGCAGAUGGAGCUGAUCCAUAUCCGGGAAUGACAAACUUAGUUACGAGAGCCAAGAUCUUCUGCGAUGAUUACAGAAUGACUUUUCCUGAGACUACCCCACCAACCAUUUCUGAAAUCGCUUUGAAACAAUGCUGGGCGAAACUUCCAUCGGAUCGUGCCACGAUGAAGACUGUGCAUCAUAAGCUUAAAGACCUCUCAAUGCCAAUGUCGGAUGUUAGCUUCAGUAUGAAAAUGAAACGUUGAAACAAUAAAGCAUUUGGUCCAUUUC
Molecule: messenger RNA, 1419 nt
Organism: Caenorhabditis elegans
Lineage: Eukaryota; Metazoa; Nematoda; Chromadorea; Rhabditida; Rhabditidae
Gene: kin-14
Product: Tyrosine-protein kinase
Exons: 9
Coding region: 138-1394 (418 amino acids)
Biological process (GO): developmental process
Molecular function (GO): nucleotide binding; protein kinase activity; ATP binding
Source: RefSeq, marked reviewed